Molecule: messenger RNA, 159 nt
Organism: Linum tenue
Lineage: Eukaryota; Viridiplantae; Streptophyta; Magnoliopsida; Malpighiales; Linaceae
Source: the annotation of a GenBank genome assembly
AUGAUGAGCAUUCUUUUGAGAUUGCCAACUGUUGUAUGUAUAGCUCGGUUUCGCUGCGUCUGCAGAGCAUGGCGAAUUCUCCUUUCAGAUCUCCAAUUCAUUCGCAAGUUCAUUCCCCCCCCCCCCCCCCAAAAUCCCAGUGAACUAAAAGCUCUCUGA